UGCAGUGAUGGCUGAGUGCAUGGACUGGCCUCAACCAGUCCAUGCACUCGGCCAUCCAUCCCUCUUACCCUUCUCUCCCUCAUAAUGCCUUGAAAUUCGGGAGGAAGAGCAUCUUGGAGCUUGGAGUCUCUCGUGUGUACGGGGAAAAGAGUAAAUAAGCAUCCAGUCUAUUGCGCUGACGCGGAGCGGGCUGCCUGGACUUCUCAAGUGUAUGUCUAGCCCUCGACAGAGCUCUAGUUUCGCCACUGCGUAUUGGAAUGGGAAGGAAUGACAGCCGCUGUGGGUUCCAGAGCAGAGCAAUUCUGCUCGGCACGACCUCUUGAUGAGAAAGCGUUCGGAAAUCGGUCUUCCCCCGCCGCAGCGUCAAUUUCAGGCGGAAUCUUGGCAAGACUGUCAAUUUUGCGGGUAAUUCGGAAAAUGUAGGCGGCGGGAAAGUCUGGACCUUUUUCUGAUGAGGGUUGCCUCGGACAGCAGGCGCAGGUCGCUGCUGCUUUGCUGGAGGAAGAUUCUCGGGACUUUCGUUGAUUGAACGAAGAGAAACAUUUUGUCGAGUCGAAGUCAUGAAGGUCCGCAUUAAGGAGGACUGUGAGCACAGCGAGAAGAGCGAGAAGAGCGAGAGGAGCGACAACAGUGGCAAAAAUCAGAAGAAAGCUGAUCCCUGUCACAAAUGUAUUGAUGACCCCGGGUCGGAACCACUCGGGGAGCCCGCAGAAGAUGAACUUGUUUACGAACGAGAUCCUCCUCUCGUGGUGGGAAAGCUGGGCGUGGUAAAAUUCGGCGAUUCUCCCGAGGAGGAGCCUGUGGAGAGCGAAGGGCCUUCCGAGGUGUUUCUGAACGAGAAAUAUGAACUCCCGGAUCCAAACACGAGCAGAAUCCUUCUGGCCGAAGAAUCGGCCGAGCCAGAUUCGAAUGGCGUCAUCGUCGCCACUCCUCUGCCAUUUCUAGGCCACUUCACCUCGUUCGACAGGAGCUUCCGCAAACCCAAACCGCCGCCGAAAGUGCAAUCCCGAUGGGGCAUCGUCAAGAUUCCAAUCCGUAUCAAACAAGACCUGCCCACGAGACGACCAGAACCAACCAAAAUCAUUCAUCCCCUGGAAUCCGAGUGGGUGACUCCUGGCUGGGUCAGACCUCGUGUUCCCAUCGAUCCAAAGAAUGGAAGACGCAUUCUGCACCAUUAUCCGGUGACGGGUGACAGAAAACACAUAUGCAAGCUUCUGACACCUUCUGGAUACUAUCAAAAGCACAAAGGCGGAGGAUGGAUAUGCCGCAGAUGGACCAAACGCCCGUAUCCUCGCAAGCUCAUCAAUCACACGGAAGAAGAAUGGCAGAAAGCACAAGUUUGGUUAAAGAAGAAGGAAAAUCGAAAUGAGGCAAAGUUCCAGAAAGAUUUUGAUGAGAUCUGGGAGGGGAUCGAAGGGAAAGACAACGGGAUUAUGAAGGAUACGCUCCAUACCAUCCACAAAGACACGGACAUGAUGAGAGAGAGGAAGAUGCGCAUGUGGGAGGAAUGGGACCUGCAUGUUUUCAAUUUCAUUCAGAGGCAAACAGGGGACAAGAUCAACGACGACACGUACAGAGCAGACCAAGUUUCUCUACGCAACACGGCUCUACAAAAGAAGUAUUGCGAAGCUGCGAGAAAGAGGAAUUUGUAUCUAGACAUUAUUCAUGAGAGAGAAUACGACCCCUUCGAGUUCCGAGAUGCAGCUUUGAAGUACAACGACAAGAAUUUGCGUGAUCCUGUUAAGCAUGACUGGGACAAGGACAAGCGAGAAAAGACAUUAAUGGGUGAGUCAGUGCCAGAAAGAAGUCGAUGCAGGGAAAUGUUGAGCAUGCGCGAUUGGCCAGAACCUGCGUUCAAAGCAUCCAUGGCCGGACGGGUCACAUGUGACGAUGAACUUCAGGAUCGCGUCCACUUGGCAGCCGUUCCGGAAAAAUGGGUUUCGAGGGACGUCUUCUGGAACAAGAGAUUCGGCCCUGAAUUUUGGCAUACAUCAUUCCCCAAGGGAGGAAAAUGCUGCGAUGUUCCGAAACCUGCUUCUGGUUUGGAGGCACCACCUCCACAGUGGCGUGGUAUCCGUAUUGUGUGGGACGUGGAUUGUAAAAAGCAGCGCAAACUUCAGAUAUCUGAAAACAAUCCUUGGUUUUAGCACUGAUCCAAAGUCAAAGAACAAGAGUGGAUCCAGACAAUCUCUAUCCUUUUCUGAAAUACUUGUUGAGCUGACUAUAAUCUCUGUAUUUCAUCUCUCGCCCAGCAAUGUUGGCCAGAUAUUCACCCUUUACCUGAGGACUUUCGUAUCAUGUACUCCAAUAUCCGUUAUAACAGUAGUACAAAUUAGUAUCUGAAAGAUCAAACCUUAAGAUGUAGAUUGAAAUAUUCAUCGAUCAGUGCUCAACUAGAGCCCAUUCAGAGCUUAAUGGAAGAAUCUUAGAACAGGGUCAGUUAAAACAGUUUAGUCGAAGACCCAAAGCUACCGGUUUUUUGAGACACGGCUACUGGGGCUUCGGCAAGCCCAACGUGGAUAUGCCGGUUCGAAAUGCUUUGGUUGACACCUAGAAAAUCUGAACUAAUCUCAGCGAUGCGCUAAUCCCCACAACAAAGGAGGAGCAAUUUUAAUUGAUAUUGUCUCCGUCUACUAUCACCUGGCAACAAAAAUUGAUCGAUUUAGAUCUACUGUUUAAAAACCAUGAUCUACUGUUUGAAGAAUUAGAAUUUUUGCAGAUACACAUCAAUAACAUCUGCC
This is a messenger RNA of Marchantia polymorpha subsp. ruderalis, 2741 nucleotides long. NCBI's taxonomy places the organism in Eukaryota, Viridiplantae, Streptophyta, Marchantiopsida, Marchantiales, Marchantiaceae. The record is from the annotation of a GenBank genome assembly.